GGGAAGUGGGAGAGAAAGGUACUCUAUCCACAGACCUUUUAGACUUCAUUGAAGAAUCUGUGAUAGCUCUUCCUUAUGUGUUUUUGAUAGCAAAUACAGCAUAAAUACACGAAAUGUAUAGUUGUGUAACAUUAGUAAUUGGGGCAGGUCACAUGGUCUAAUUACUUGACUUUUGUUAUACACGGCAGACUGCGAGAUGGACUCUGAAAAAAGGGACAGACUAUCUGAGCUUGUGGAGGAGCUGACCACCUCUGGGGAGCCAUCUCUGAAUGCAGACAAGAUGAAGGAGGUGAAGAAGAUCUGCAAGUCGUCCACUCAGUACAUCGAGCAGCUGUACCACCUGAUCAUGACGCAGCUGAACCAGGAGCACGCCGAGAUCCGCCUCUCCGCGUUCCACAUGGUGGCCGAGCUCUUCAGCCGAUCACAUGACUUCCGCCUGCUCAUCGUCGCCAACAUGCAGGAGUUCCUGGAGCUCACCGUGGAGACGGACUCCGACAACCCCCUGCCCCCUCCCAAAGAGGUGGCUCAGAAGAUGAAGAGGCUGGCCAUUCAAACGGUGCAGUCCUGGCACGAGACAUACGGAGAGGCCUACAAGAAGCUGGCACUCGCGUACCACUUCCUCAAGCAAGUCAAGAAGGUAGAUUUUCAAGACGUUGAGGUUCGCACCCUGACAGAGCGCAGGAGACAGGAGGAGAGACAGAGAAGACUGCAGACCAUCUACAAAGAGAAACUGGACAAAGCCAAGGCGGAGAUGGAAGAGACUUGUGAAGAUAUUGAAGAGAGUCUGACGGAGAUGCAGAACUGUGUAGAGAUCCUGCUGCCUGAUCCGGAUAACUUUGCCAUGUGCAACCUGGAGCCUACUGCGGGACCCAGCUCCAGUGGAGAACCAGCACCCUCGAGAGACUCUCCAACACCCACCUCAAAGAGAAGGGACGAAGACGAUCCCGAGCCCUGUUGCAGCCGGGAUCUGGACAAAGACACGGGCAAGAAAAGGGGGAAUGAGAAGGAGAAAGAGAAAAGGAAGGGGAAGGAGAAGGAGAAAAGGAAAGGAAAAGAGAAAGAGGUGGAGGUGGAGAGAACGGCUACAGACGAUACAGACGAUGCAGACGACACAGACGAAAAGAAAACUCCUGAAGGGGAUGAAGAAGACAGAACGUCCUUCCUGAGGAACUCUGGUGUGAUUUCCCACAAGUACAGUCUGGAGCUUGACAUAUCCACCGAUGUGAAUGUGCAGGAGUCGGAGGAUAACGAGGCGGUCCUCAGUAACAUCAGGGAUCUACAACGCAUCAUCAGCACCAAACACCUGCCUGCAGUCAAGUCCUGGAUUCAGGUGUUCACUAAAGUAGGCGGUGAGGAGCAGCAUCUGCGGAGGGCCAUGGACCUGAAGCAGUCUCUGGAAGCCGCCCUGCAGAAGUACUCCACCCUGCACAUCAGCCAUGACACCAGGCAGCGCAGAGUGAUGAGGGCAGAUGAAAGUGACGAUGACUUUGAAGAGGUCCCAGAGAGGGAAGACUUUGAGCCCCGAAUCCUUGAUGACCUCCGUGUAGAGUAUGGUCUGGAGCCCCUCAUCUCCACAUCAUCACCAUCGUCCUCGUCCUCCUCAGCAGCUGCAAGGGGGGCCCCUAAACCUAUACCCGCCCCCGCUCCCGCGCUGGGCACCGGCACCCGUGUGAAGAGGAAGGCCAGUGACGAGGAGCUGGACCCCACCACUGCUGCCGCCACGCUGCGCAUCCUCCGCCAACGCCUGCCAGCCAGCGCCAGCACCAGCACCAGCCUCCAGUGUGAAGCAUCAACCAGUAGUGCAACAUCCUCUAAGGCUACGGAGAGCGGUGAGGGCCAAAAAGCUCCUUUUCUGCCCUUUGGCAUUGACCUUUACUACUGGGGCAAGGAGCAGCCUACUGCGGGGAAGAUCGUCAAAAACUCGUUGCAGCAUCAGUUCUGGGUCCCCAACGCGAUGGAGGAGGAGGUGGUGAACGAGGAGUUGUCUGCCCAGAUGAAGGCUCGCUACAUCACCUUCGCCGGCCGCUUCCAGCCCGUACAGCACCGCUGCAAAGCGCCCAUGCCCAACGGCAGUCUCUGCGAACGGCAGGACCGGGUUAAGUGUCCUUUCCAUGGAAAAAUUAUUCCACGCGAUGAGUUGGGAAAUCCGAUGAACAAGGAGGACGCGGAACGCCUGGAGAAGGAGAAGAGGAAACAGCAGGAAGAGCAGCCUGACUGGCGCGACCCGGAGCUGAUGCGCGAGAUCGAGGCGGCGACGGGGGAGGAUCUGGGCUCGGACAAGACGUUUGGGAAGGGCAAGAAGGGGGCCAAGGGCAAAGGCAAGAAGAAGAAGAAGUACCCCGGCCUCACCGACCUCAAGCAGAACGCCAACACCUCGCGCUCGCGACUCGAGAAGAAGGUCUUCAACAAGAGCUCCAUGAGGCGAGUGACCGCCGUGAUGAACAAGAUGGACAGCCGCAAACACGAGAAGUUCUCCAACCAGUUCAACUACGCACUCAACUGAAAAACGAGAAGUUCUCCAACCGGUUCCAACAACUCAACUGAAAAACAACAAACACACACAAGUUCACCAAGAUAACAUGGAGCGAUAACUCACCAUAGCAUUACAAUACCACGCACAGCCUGCUAAGAUGUCAAGUGAAGUCAUUUUAGUCAAAAACAUUUUAGUUGUUAGCGACUGGACUUAGUUGUAAGCGAAUGGAAAAAUCUUACAACUAACAACACUUACAUCACCACAGUCUUAAAAAUCAGAGAGUGAAAACGCUGUGAUGUUUUACAUUAAGGGAACCGUUCUUCUCAUUUGAACUCAUUUGCCAACCAAUGUGCCCAUUAUACUUCAAUAUGAGUAUAAUAGCCACAUACUGAUCCAAGAUGCUACUCUUAAAUGAGACUUCAACUCAGGCAGCUUUACACACAAGAAAUACUGGCACAGAGUAUGCACACUAUUUCAGCUUCCGUUUUCAACGUAAAUUUAUAAAGCUUUUGUAUCACGUGUUUUCAAUUCUCAUUUUAUAUAUUUGCAUAAUUUACAUAUUUUUUAAUUAUUUCAUAUAUUUAUAAAUGAUGUGGUUGUGCGGUUGGUUUUGCAUAUCGAAAUAGAUGUUGUGAUGAUAGUGUACUUCUUUGUUUUUUUGGCAAUUUUGUUCCGUCAGUGAUUUUGUUCAAUGUAUUUGUCACGCGCGCUCAUGUAAAUACUUAAAAAAACGUGAAAAAAAAACUGUCAUGAAUUUCUCCCUUAAGCUAAAUGAUGCAUGUGGGCUUAUGUCAUGCCAAGUACUGUAUGUUUUGUUACCAUGUGUUUGUGUUUAUAAUUUAUUCCUAUCAAAUAUUUUGUAGAAAAUAUAGAUAAUUUCUAAAAAACACAUUCAACCUUGUCACGUUUGUGUCUGUACCAAGUUUAAGUUUUCCACAAUUAUCUUUUUCACAACCAUCAAAAGCAUCCCAUUUAUCAUGAUCAAAAUGGUCAACUCUUGCCAAGCCUUGCACUUCACCAUGAUGCCACUCACUUCGGGAUUUUGACACAAAUCUCACAUCAACAAUAAAUAAAUACAUGUA
Molecule: messenger RNA, 3555 nt
Organism: Engraulis encrasicolus (European anchovy)
Lineage: Eukaryota; Metazoa; Chordata; Actinopteri; Clupeiformes; Engraulidae
Gene: uvssa
Product: UV-stimulated scaffold protein A
Exons: 16
Coding region: 197-2503 (768 amino acids)
Biological process (GO): response to UV; transcription-coupled nucleotide-excision repair
Cellular component (GO): chromosome
Molecular function (GO): RNA polymerase II complex binding
Source: RefSeq, a predicted model, not a curated record